AUGGGCCUCUGGGAUUCCCUUCUGAACUGGCUUCGAAGGUUUGAUCUCCCCUCUUGUACCUCUUCUCCCAGUUAGCAAUUCGGUAUGAUUCUUUGUGCGACGCCUUUCGGCGCGGGCCUUGCGAGAGCCUCACUCCUGUGAGGUAAAGAGGCGCUCCAUGCCGGAGGCGUGUGAACCGAUGGGGCUUCGUGCGGCAUCAAUCAAGUUUGGUUGUUGGAAUGGAAAUGUCUCGCGGUAGUUUCGAGAUAGUUUUGUUUCCAGCGGCAAGUAUCAGUGCAUGACCGUAGGCCUUGGUGUUGCUAUCCACUACGCGCGUGCUGCGCACAGGAAACGCGAGGGUAGUUAUCCAACUGCGACCGAUAGUGAGAUCUCCGGGCUCCUUCCCUUCUUUUCUGGUGGUGGAAAGGAGUCCUAUAGUUCUUGGACGGCAGAUAGAGAGUCGGUUUUUUUUUUGCACGAGUACGGACUAAACUGACGUUUUGUAGCCGAGGACUUUCUGGGGUCGAGCAUAUUUCUUCUAACAUAUAUUCUAAAUUAGUUUCUUGGUUAUUCUAUCUGAUUGUUCCACAAAUUCGCCUCCAUCUUCCCAUUAAGGGCUCAAUUUGAACCUCUAGUGUGCCGGUAUUAUUCUUUGCGUCUCAACUGGUGUCCAGAUCUCCUGUUUCAGAGAGUUAAAUGACUCCUGGCCUAUCCAACAUUGAUCUGGAGCAGAUGGAUCUCUGCCUACCAAGAUACCCAGUCCGAUUAUGUGGAUCGAUUGAGACAAUCGGGUCUUAUCUUGGCGCCUAUUCAUCUCUUCCUUCUCUUUAGUUGACUUCUAGGAUAAAAGGACUUUCCUCUACUCAUUCACUGUCGGAGUCUUUUCCUCAUUAUCAUUUAUACAUCAUCCAUCAUCAUCACUUUGUGAGACCCAUUAUCCCUGCUAUAACUACAUUCUAGGAAGUACAUCUUAGGAAUCACAAGUUUUAUAGUCGCGUUUUGUAUCCUUCUUUUCUGCUAUAACUACAUUUUAGGAAGGCUAAGUGAUGCAUCCCCAAAACCAAUGACCAAACUGCAUAGUGAUCUAGUAUGAUGUAAAUAUAGUAAAAUAACGAAGGUUUAUGGAUGUUUGUGAAAUCCAUGAUCUCUGCUCGUGUCUCUUCUCUCUGAAAAUCACAAGUUUUAUACUCGCGUUUUGUAUUCCUCUUUUCUGCUUUAACUACAUUUUAGGAAGGCUAAGUGAUGCAUCCCAAAACCAAUGACCAAACUGCAUAGUGCUCUACUGUAAUGUAACGAUAGUAAAAUAACGAAGGUUUAUGGAUGUUUGUGUUGGGAAAAAAAAUAUUCCCAUAGAAACGGUAUGUUUAUUGAUUCAGUUAUAGCUACAGUAAGAAAAAUAGAUUAUGAAGAAGAUUACCAUGAAGUGUGAAUAAGAUUCCACUGGAAUGGGGAAAACAUUUGACUGUAAAUAAAAGAAUACUGACUGUGACAAUAAGGCGCACUCCAGCCAUAUCGUGAGCUGGAAGUCGAUGCCUCUACAUUUCGUGACUCUUUUUACAAGAUGCUUCCAACCAUGUUGACAUCAUCUGCAACAUGCUCAACUUUGUUCUGAGCAGCCAGUUGUUGUUGCCAGGAUUUAAAACUUUUUUUGCUUGCAUUAGGUGUAAAAUCUAGGCCCUGAUGCUUCCUCUGGUUGUCCAUCAUUCAGGGAGAUUAUGUGGCCGGGUAUCAUUUUUCUCAAAUCUGGUUUAGGUGGCUGGAUUAAUUGACAGAAUAUAUUAGGCGUCAGAUAUGAUGCCAGCUUCUUGGACAACGCCAUGGUUGGACCUUAAGGAGAAAUACAGGCUUCUGUUCAUGGGAUUUCCUCAGGGAUGUUUUUGGUAACCUGAUUCAAGUACAUUAUUGUUACAAAAUAUCUAAUGUUUCCCGUGACACAUUUGGUAUAGCCAUUUUGUGGGAAGCCAUGAUAGUCUCGGAUCAUAAAUUCAAUAUUAUGGUAUCUCAAGUUCAAGAAUAUGAGAAUUUAGGAGAAAAGACCAAAUUACUGCUUUUCAAAUUGAAUGAAGUGAAAAAAAAAGGUCACUGAUACCAUUUCUUGUUACUUAGAUCAUAUAUUUGCCUUUCCAUAUUCUUCUUCAUUGUUGAUCCCUUAUUUUAAAAAAAGAUGUGAUGUAUUACGUUUCAAUUCCAAGGUAUUAUAGUCAACCCUCUUUUCUUAAUUCUUCAAUAAUCCUUGAGCUCUCUUGAAUAAAAAACAUAACUGGUGUGCAUGCUCACAUCAACUUGAAUCUUUGGUCGAAACAAAUGGAAAAAGAGAAGAAACUUAGCUGCAUCACGUAAUAUUAGAUUUCUGGGAGAGAGCUUUUUUUGCUCCAUCUUUAUGAUUUUCUGGCGGACUCGUCAUUUGUGCACAUCCUUCACUCUCAGGUAGUUAAAGCAUUGUUGAAUUAGGAGAGGCUAGGCCGAAGCUUAUGUGCUUAGCAAUUGUUACACAGUACUGCUUUCUAUGAAAUUUUAAACCAUCUCUUGAGUUGGACGAUACACCAAACAAAGUUUCACUCUCAGGUAGUAAAAGCAUUGUUGAAACCAUUCUUCACUGUAAAGUUCACGGUAAACAAACAUUAUUGUGGAGAUUUUAUACCUUGACUAAAUUUGCUCGCCCCACGUGUCUUUCUCUUCACAUACACUAGACAUCUAUCAGUGAAUUAGUCGUGAACACAACCUCUUAGUAGUUGCUCUUUAUCUGGGUCAAAGGCGGAUAAUAAUUCGAGGUAAAUGCACGCAUUCUACAUAACCGUGUGAUUAUCUGAAUUUUGAAGCAAGUUCAGCAACUGAAUGACGUAGUGCUUCUAAGGGAAGACCUUUUGUUUUCUCAAUUGAAUGAACUGAGGCUGUGAAGAGAAGAAGUUUCGUUUCCUUUCUUUCUUUCCCUUAUUUUUGUUGCAUCCCUCAUUACUUCACCUAAGAUAUUUCUCUUCAUUUUUCAAAUGAAUUUAGAUGAACACGAAAUAUCACAUGACGUUUAUUUCAUUUUUUAACCCUUUGAAAGCAUUUGCCUUGUUACAAUAUUCUCGUAUAAGUUGGUAAAAAUCUAAAUUUGGGGUUAUAACAAUUAGCUUGCCCCACAUGGCCAAUUAGUUAUUAAGCUGAAUGAUCCAAAAACACUAACAUGUCUCGGAGAACCAGGCUUGCCUGCAUUUCUCCUACUCUUAAAAGCUCAAAAUCACCAUUUAGGUAGGAUCAAUGUGGUCCAAUGGCUAAAGUUCUCCCAGCUUCAUGUAGACUGGCAGUCUCCGAGAGGAACCUAAUGGGAGGCACUUCCAAGGCUCUGCUCUUGGAAUAUCGAGAUGUGUUCAUAUGGAGGAAUAAAAAAAGUCAGCUGUUUGACUAAGGUGGCAUGUAGAAUGGUCCCACACAAGAAGCUGCCUGAAGUCAGCUUCUCGUAGACUGGCAGUCUCCGAGAGGAACCUAGUGGAGGCACUUCCAAGGCUCUGCUCUUGGAACAUCGAGAUGUGUUCAUAUGGACGAAUAAAAAAAGUCAGCUUUUUGACUGAAGUGUAUGUUUAAGCGUGUGUAAAGAUGGGCCGUCAGUUUCUUGCGUUGACUAGCCAUUAUAAAUCCUCCAUUUUAGAUUUUUUUUUUUUUCAGAGUUCUGACUGCACGUAUUGCUCAGUUUAUUUUUCAAACAGGAAAUGGAACUCUCUCUCAUUGGCCUUCAAAACGCCGGGAAGACAUCUCUUGUCAACGCAAUCGCUGUGAGAAAACCAUGCUUAUCUACUUGUGGCGUUUCCAUUUAUUUGCCUUCUCAUAGGCCAUUUCAGAUCUGACUCUCUCCUGCUUACCAGACGGGUGGAUACAGUGAAGACAUGAUUCCCACCGUGAGUGACAUCUGCAGGCAAAUGAUAUCUUCUUCCAUCUGUCUGAAAGCCAUUGUUGAUGCGAAAAUAUUCUUCGUGCAUAAAACUAGGUGGGCUUCAACAUGCGCAAGGUUACGAAGGGAAAUGUCACAAUAAAACUAUGGGAUCUGGGUGGACAGAGGAGGUUUCGAACCAUGUGGGAGCGCUACUGUCGCGGAGUAUCUGCCAUUCUGUAAGUAGGAUUUAGUGAGAUAAACUGCAUGUCAGUGUAUGGUUUUUUUUUUUUUUUUUUUUUUUCAUGCAUUCCUUAUAAGGUUUUUUGUUGGAUAGAUAGCUUGCUGAUGGUCCUCAUUUUACUGAUGCUUUUGAUAGUGGCGAAGACUUUUUUCCAUCCUUCAGCGAUAUCCUUUCCAUCUCAUUAGCGUUGACUUUGUAGACCAUGAAGGGAGUGUAAAUCUAGUGGGCACUUGUGUCAUCAGGAGAUGAGUUACCCUUUUAGAUUAGUUUCAGGGUUGGGAAACGCAAUGGCUCUUUCCGUCUCAUUAGCGUUGACUUUGUGGGUAAUGAACGCACUGGAAGUCUAGCGGACACCGGUGCCAUCAGGAGAUGAGUUACCCUUUUAGAUUUGUUUCAGGGUUGAGAGAUGCGGUGCCUCGUUCCAUCUCAUUAGCGUUGACUUUGUAGACCAUGAACGCACUGUAAAUCUAGUGGGACACCAGUGCCAUCAGGAGAUGAGGUAACCUUUUAGAUUUGUUUCAGGGAUGAGAGAUGCGACAUCUCUUUUGCUAAAGUAGACUUGUUUUAUCCUUUAGAAACAUCCUUUUUCAGCUCAUUAGCGUUGACUUUAUAGACAAUGGACGAACUCAAUUAAAAAAGGGGGUCACGGCCACGAGUCAAUUCAAUUUCCUGCAGGAAGGUUGUUCCAUCUCUCACUGCUCGUCCUUGGCAGGUACGUGGUGGACGCCGCUGACCGCGACAGCAUCCCCGUAUCUAGAAGCGAGCUGCACGACCUGCUCACGAGGCCCUCCUUGAAUGGGAUCCCCCUCCUGGUCCUCGGCAACAAGAUAGACAAGUCGGAGGCGCUCUCCAUGCAGGCCUUGGUUGACCAGCUGUGAGUCAACCAUCUUAAGCAACCUUAUCUUUCCAAAAAUACUGGGCCUUUUUUAAAAAAUCCCCCCUCCCCUUUUUUUUAUUUUUUUUAAUGCCUCUAAAAACUUUUGGGAUCUCAGAGGCCUGGACUCCAUCAAAGGCAGGGAGGUCUGCUGCCACAUGAUCUCCUGCAAGGACUCGGUCAACAUCGACGUGGUCAUUGACUGGCUCAUUAAGCACUCGAAGACCGCCCAGUGA
Messenger RNA from Spirodela intermedia, 5183 nucleotides. The record is from the annotation of a GenBank genome assembly. NCBI's taxonomy places the organism in Eukaryota, Viridiplantae, Streptophyta, Magnoliopsida, Alismatales, Araceae.